This is a messenger RNA of Melanaphis sacchari, 995 nucleotides long. RefSeq names its product UPF0587 protein C1orf123 homolog. Bases 388 to 873 code for a protein of 161 amino acids. The record is from RefSeq and is a predicted model, not a curated record. Gene Ontology annotation, molecular function: zinc ion binding. The transcript is spliced from 5 exons. Lineage: Eukaryota; Metazoa; Arthropoda; Insecta; Hemiptera; Aphididae.
GCUUAUAAGAUAUGUAUAUUUUGUCGUUUUGUGCACAAUAUAAUAUAAGAUCCUGAUCCACUGUCCCAGUUAAUUAUCAGAUUAGAUUUCAAUAUUGUUAUGUUAUGUUUUGCCGGUUCGACAUUUCGACAACAAAUGUGUAGUGUGUACAGUACCAAAAUCAUCUUCAAUAUUUCCUCGUUCCGUGAUAAUAUUCUUAAGAUAUAGUUAUAUAUUUAUUAUCAUUUUUAAUAAGAGUUAAUAAUUAAGUCGUUGCAGACAUCUAACGAAUAAUGAUAGUUUAACCAUCCACGAAAUAUUUAACACAUUAUUACCUAAUUAACUGAUUUUUUUGUUAAUAUAUUAUUUAUAUCAAGUAUUGCCCUAUAGGUUAUUAUUCAAAGCAUUAUGGUAAAAAUUGCAUUACAAAUCAAAGCAAAUUUAGAAAAUGUGACUGAACUUACACCCGACGGUGAAGAUUUUCGAUGGUAUUUAAAAUUUCGAUGUACAAAUUGUGGCGAAGAAUCUGACAAAUGGAUUUACUUAUCUCAAGAUGUAACUGUUCCAAUGAAAGGAAGUAGAGGUCAAGCAAAUUUUGUCACCAAAUGCAAAAUGUGUUCAAGAGACAGUUCAUUAGAUAUUUUACCAGAUAGUAUUUCAAAGUAUACAAUAGAUGAUUCAAAUAAAUUUAAAAGUAUCGUCGCAUUUGAUUGUCGUGGCUUAUCAAUUAUUGACUUUUCACCUAGAAAUGGGUUUAAGUGUAUUGGAAUUGAAACCAACACUAAAUUUGAAGACAUUAACUUAGAAGAAAAAGAAUGGGUUGAUUAUGAUGAAAGACAAAACCAGCCUGUUGGGAUUUAUGAUGUCCAACAUCAGUUUGUAAUCAUCAAAUAAAUGUUUUCUUGACAUAAAACAUAAUUUUAAUAUAGAUUCAACAUUAAUCUAAUUGUGUUAAAAACUAAGUCAUUUGAUCCAUUUAUUUAAUGUCUAAUAAAAUACAGGAACAUAAAAAAUAA